This is a messenger RNA of Lottia gigantea (owl limpet), 6043 nucleotides long. RefSeq lists its product as hypothetical. Gene Ontology annotation, biological process: metaphase/anaphase transition of mitotic cell cycle; protein K11-linked ubiquitination; anaphase-promoting complex-dependent catabolic process. The coding region runs from base 1 to 5883 and encodes 1960 amino acids. The record is from RefSeq and is a predicted model, not a curated record. Gene Ontology annotation, cellular component: anaphase-promoting complex. Gene Ontology annotation, molecular function: molecular adaptor activity. Lineage: Eukaryota; Metazoa; Mollusca; Gastropoda; Lottiidae. The transcript is spliced from 53 exons.
AUGAUAGCAGCAUGUGAAACCCAGGAUUUCGUGCCAUUUGGCCGAGAAUACAUUCACCAUCAUCCUGGUCAUUUUCAGCUGCAAGUACAAAAUACAAAACAUGCUGAACAUGGUCUCCAUAUUCUCAAAAUAUUUCGUGAUUCACCACAUGAAGCUGGCAAGAAAGAACAAUGGCUAUUUCGACACCACGAAGGAGAAGGGGAAGAAAAAUACGAUGAAGAAUUAUACGUCAGUGAUAGAACUGUUGUCUGGAGUAAAGGUGGACAGAACGGUGUACAAAACGUUCUUAAAACAUUCACAGUCGAUUCACCAGUUGUUCAGGCAUUAUGGGGGACGUUUAUUUUAAGUGGAAAAGACAAGAAUACUACUCCUCUUUCCUCUGUAGAAUCUACAGGGACUGUACAGAAAGGUAUUUGUGUAAUAGAAUCAACAAGUACUCUCAGUUUCUUUAAAGAAGAUGGAGGUGAAUAUUUAACAGCUCUGCCUUUCCAGGUGUCUCAAGCUUGGCCAAUUAAAAAUGGAUUAUUAUUUGAAAGAUGUUUAGCACAGUUUGAAUAUUCAGCUCCAAAAAAGAAUGCACCGAAUCAGACUAUAGUAUUUAGUAUGUUACAUCCAUUAGAAGAGGUGGCACCAGUCAUUACUAAAACUUCAGGUGCUGGAGGGUGUCCUAAGAUUAACUAUUUAACGGACAAUACCCAACAUAUAUUAUUUACUAAUAUAGAACCUUCUAUAGCUUUUACUUACGAUACUAUGUUAGGUUUACAUUCAGCCUGGAGAAUCAGACGUGCUCGACAAGAGGAAUGUUGUACCAUAUCUGGAUAUUUUGAUACAGGCAACGCCAGUUUUAGUCACUUAAUGCCAACAACACCAGUGGCGGGUCUGAACCAAUCAAGUAGUACCCAAUCAAGGUUUCGAGCCAGUCCGUUUAUCAACUCACCGAAUGUCUCCCCGCUACGAACCUUGUCUGGUAAACUGUCAACGCCCUCUACUUCUACAUCUCGUUCACCUAGUUUACAAACAAUGGCUGCCGUAAGUCGUAGUCAGUCCCCAGCUGUUGGAGCCAAUUCUAUGAGGAAAUUCUUGUCACCAGUCUUAGGUCAAACUGGGGGUGUGACUAAAUCACCAAAUGUCUCCAUGAGAACACCAAGUGGACCCCACAACCUAUCUCUGAUACCCCCAGAUAGUUAUAGUGAAUGGGUUGAACCACUACAGCCCGAGAUUUGUCUGGAGCAUUUAUGGACUGAACCAACUCCCACUAUGAGAGAUGGUAGUCUAGGGAAAGCAUCGAAAGUAUUUUUAACAAAAGAUAUGUGUGGUCAACAGUUUAUAUGUUAUAUGGUUCCUUAUAAACAACAUCUUAGGUUAUUGAAGUUUGAAGAAAGUAAUGAUUUACAGAAGUUAAUAUCUGGAAGUUUAACUUUCAUUUCAGCGAAAGAUGCUGUCCCUAUUGAGAGUUUAGAUCUAUUGGUAGUAUUAGAACCUGGUGGAUUUCUCAAUGUAUAUAGUGGUACCACUAAGAUAAGUCAACUUCACAUACCCUUUCUACCUUUAAAUUCUGGUUCGUUGAGUUUAUUACGACCGAUGACCCCUCUAGGCAGCCCAACUCGUGGUAUUUUUACAUCCAGUAGACCGGCUAGCGCCAUGGAUGCCAGAUUUGAUGAGGAGAUAAGUCAUCUGUCACCAGUACAAACUGAUCUAGAAGAUAGCAGCCAUAUUGAAGGUGAUUUAAUGGCUCCACAAUGUAAUACAUUUAUACAGAACAUGAGAGAUAAUGUAGACAAUAGAUUUACUAUAGAAUUAUUAAAUGGUAAUCUCUGUAGAACAACGUUACCUGCUCUGAGUACAUCACCUGGCAUUGAUCUAUGUUUGAAGGCAUUAAAACAUCUCCUACCAAAAGAUAUUGCGUUACAAGUUUUAGGACGGUGGUAUACGGCCAGAAAUAUUCCAGGUGGUCUCGGCAACCAAUCAGAAUGGUCGUUAUUCUAUAAAUCAUUACUAGGAAUGAUGGGAUACGAUACAAGUCGUCUGUCUUUAACGAGCAAGAGAGAUUUAGACACGUCCAUGUCACCUGUUAUGUCAGCGAAAAGAUCAAAACCAUCAGAGAUUGGCUCAGAACAGGAUUGGGAAUAUUUGGUGAACUCGACACAUCAUCAGCUAACAGAAGAAUGUUCAUCUCAGAUUCAUAAUUUAACAGACUGUGAAUUAAUACCAGAUAGAUCCUCCUACUCUAAACCUUGUACCUUAUCUACUACAGCUCUUCUCUUUCAACAUUGUCCUGCCGUCAUGUUGGCUCUACAUUUAAUAUAUGAGGAAAUGAAGUUAAAUAUUUUAUUGGGUGAAGAGUUGAAAGAUUUGUCUAUCUUAUUGUACCAGAUUGCUAGUGAUUUACAAUGUCAGUCAUAUAUAGAUUAUUACUGUCGUGAUUUCCCCUCGUUAUUUCAUCAGUCAGAUGAUGUCAGCCAAGUUACUGAUGAUCACCUGUGUAAAAUGCAGUAUCCACAUAUCUUCCCGCGAUCAGUACCCAGUGUACAUCUGUGGAUUUAUAAUCAGUUACACGGUCGACCUACGACGUCUCUACCCUAUAUACCUUUCGUCACUGAUAGAAUUAAAAACAUUAUUUCUUUGUAUGCUAUAAUGUUAAAUAGAGACAUAUCAACUGAACAAGCUAUAGAAAAAAGUUUACGUAGGAUUGCCCCUGCAGGUCACAGAGCGCCGACAGCUGAAGUUUCCUUGUCUCACAGUUUUCAAUUACAUCCAGUUACUAAUAUUGCUGAAAAACUGGUUCUUACUAUGACUGAAUUAGGUAUAAUAUCUCGAGAUUUAGAAUAUCUACCAGUAGGAAUUGUUCUACCAUUAAGAGAAGCUAUUUUAAACUGUCGUUGUAACCCUCCUUCUGAUUGGCCAGAAAAAGCCUACAGUUUGAUUGGUCGUGAAGAUUUAAAAACAUCAUUAGUUAUAAAACGUAAACAUAUAGCCAACACGGAAAAUAACAACUCUACUGAUACUAUGACUAGUAAAGAUGAGGUUGACGGAAUGGAGAGUUUAGACUUUGAGCUUUUAAAGCUACGAUUCAGUGAAGAUCUGCGUAUCCAGGAAGUACGCAGAUUACUCCAGUCUUCUCAGCCAGCUAAAAUAUCAUUGGUUCAAAAACCAGAAGUAAGUGAUCAUGAUUUUAUAGAAGAGAAAGAGAAACACCUGUAUUGUAUCUGUAUCAGAACUAUGGCUCUACCUAUUGGAAGGGGAAUGCUGACACUAUGUACCUAUCACCCACUACCAACUGAAACAUUACCUAUACCUAAAUUAUGUUUGACUGGUAGGGCCUUACCAAGAAAUACAACAGUAGAAUUGACCCAUAUUGAUACUCCAGCCAAGAUGGCCGUUUGGCCUCACUUUCAUAAUGGUGUAGCAGCAGGCUUGAGAAUCGCCAACUCGACACAGGUGGAUUCAGCGUGGAUUAUCUAUAACAGUCCAGUUGGCAAUGAUAUGGUCAACGAAUACGCUGGAUUUUUAAUGGCGUUGGGAUUAAAUGGUCAUUUAUUAAAUCUAGAGACUCUCAAUGUACACGAUUAUCUUUCACUUCUGAAAAAUCUGUGUGUGGAAAAUCCCCAUAAAACGGGACCUAGUUUUUCUGCCUCGGCUCUACCUAUCAGAGGCUUGAAUAAAGCAGAUGUUUGGGGGCAGUCUAUGACAACUAUUGGUCUCAUCUUAGGUUUAUCUGCUGCCAAACGUGGUACGAUGGAUUUAGGAGUAACCAGAAUGUUGAGUAUCCAUCUAACAGCUUUACUGCCCCCAACAUCAACAGAUCUAAACAUUCCCCAUGAUGUACAGGUUGCUGGUAUAUUGGGAGUCGGUCUAGUCUAUCAGGGCACGGGUAAUCUACACUUUGCUGAAGUUCUACUGGCAGAAAUAGGUCGUCCCCCUGGUCCAGAAAAUCAGAACUGUACCGACAGAGAGUCGUAUGCUCUUGCGUCUGGGCUAGCUCUGGGAUUAGUUAUGUUUGGGAAAGGUAAACAAGCUAUGGGGUUAUCAGAUAACAGUAUGGCCAAUAUUUUAUGUCAUUUUAUGGUUGGAGGACAGAAACGACCUUUACCUGGUCCAUACAGAGAACGAUAUAACUCUCCAAGUUAUCUGAUAAAGGAAGGAGACUGUGUGAAUAUUGAUGUCACGGCACCAGGUGCUACUCUAGCUUUAGGAAUGUUUUUCUUUAACACCAAUAACAGUGCUGUAGCCGAAUGGUUGAAAGCUCCUGAUACACAAUUCAUGUUAAACAAUGUACAACCUGAUUUCCUUAUGUUAAGGACGCUAAGUAGAGGUUUAGUAUUAUGGGAUGCAGUAGUUCCAACACAAGAAUGGGUAUCAAGUAAUAUACCAGAGAUUGUAUCUAAAUAUGCGUUUAAAGAAAAUGUAGAGAUAAAUUAUGAUGUUAAUAUAGAUUAUGAAACUAUGAGUCAAGCCUAUUGUAGUCUUAUUACUGGUGCCUUUAUGGUUCUGGGGUUAAAGUUCGCUGGUUCAGCCAAUCAAAUGGCGUUUGAUUUAAUGAUGGAGCAAAUGAAGUUAUGUUUAAGAUUAAUCUCCGUUCCAGCUCUUGUAGAAAUGGCGGGAAAAUCUCUCGUAGAAAAUUGUUUAUGCUCCAUCUUGCUGUCAUUGUCCAUGGUAAUGUGUGGUACAGGAGAUUUACGUGUAUUGAGAUUAUGUCGUAUGCUACGGAAACGUGUUGGUUUACAGCACGUCUACACUACGUAUGGUUCUCAUAUGGCUAUUUCCAUGGCAACAGGAUUGUUAUUUCUAGGUGGUGGAAAGUAUUCUCUAAAAACAACGCCAGAUGCUAUAGGAGUUAUGUUGUGUGCUUUUUACCCACGAUUCCCUACUCAUAGUAAUGAUAAUAGGUAUCAUCUACAAGCAUUCCGUCAUCUAUAUGUAUUAGCAGCUGAACCAAGGUUAAUUUUACCACGAGAUGUUGAUACCGGUCUGACUACCUACGUACCAGUACAAAUUAAGUUUAAACCUUCACCAUGUUAUAAAACUACAGAAUUAACAUAUGAUACUUACGCACCCUGUUUAUUACCUGAAUUACAUCUUCUAGAACAGGUGAAUAUACUAGGACCCAGAUAUUGGCCUGUUUUAUUCCAUGUUGAUAAAAACUGGUCCAUUCUCAAAUCAUUAUUGGAAAACAACCAAAUAUUAUCAGUAAAACAGAGAGCUGGGCAUCUUUCAUAUGUUGAAGACCCACAGGGUUAUAGAAGUAUUUUAGCGAAAUCCUUGACAUCUGAUCAUUCCAACCAUGGUGUAACAGACCCAGAAGUUAUAAAAUCUUUCACCUCAGAUAAUAGAAUAACAACAUUAUCUGAAAUAUUCCUGACUCCUAAACAUUCUCAGAAUUAUGAGAGAGUACAAGAAUUAUCAUCGGUAUUAUUUGAUUGUGUAACACAAGAGAAAACAGAAUCUAUAUCUUGUCAUUUGAUAUUACAACAGUUAAUCCAGGAAAGUGAGCAUUGCUAUGAUACGUUUGGUAUAAACCAGUUAAAAUUAAUAUUAGGGUAUUAUACGAGUUGCCAUCGGUUACCAUCCACAGUGUCGUCUGAUACAUCAUAUAACAUACUAGAAACAGAAUUCUUAUUGGGUUUAAAAUCACGGCUAGAAGAUAAACUGACUAGAUGGCAGAAAGAAAAUACUGAAAUGAUAUUGAAAUAUAUAAAAAAUAAAGAAGUAAAAGGAGAAGAGAUUGGUAAUUUAUCAUCAUAUCUUACCUGGUUCGAUUUCCCAUCUCCAAAUCAACUAGCAACUAUUUUAUCAGCUGAGCCUAGUUUACCAGUACUGUGUAGUGAAAUGAAAGGACUCAGUGUGUCCACAGCCAGAAAAAUACUAGCUACUGUUAAUAGUUGACAGCAAUAUUUCUUUGAGAAUUCACAGACAAUCUGAAAGUGCUACGUGAUGGACAGAAGGAAUAUUAGCUAUCGUAUGAACAGUGCUUCACGAGAGAGUAACAAUCAUUUGGUUUUGUGGUGUUGAAAAUUUUACGUGACAUUAUAUGCUUGGUUGCUUC